AAGAACAAAACAGAUCAUUAUUGUACAAGCACAAAACAGAGCAUUUACAAAUAAUACCAAGAACACAACAUUAAACAUGGAAAACUCUCGAUCACCUUCGAUCAUCUUCUUUGCUUACACAACAAUCGUAUUGAUCGGUUCCAUCAACUGCAGACACAACAACAACAAUCUGGUAACAAACCAAUCCGCUUUGUUCGUGUUUGGAGAUUCUGUGUUUGAUGCUGGAAACAACAACUACAUCGAUACUCUUCCCAGUUUCCGGUCUAAUUACUGGCCAUACGGCCAAAACACUUUCAAAUUCCCUACUGGAAGAGUCUCCGACGGACGUACAAUUCCUGAUUUUAUUGCGGAGUACGCAUGGUUACCGUUGAUCCCACCAUAUCUACAACCAAGUAACGGUCAAAAUCAAUUUACCUAUGGAGUUAGUUUUGCUUCCGCCGGUGCCGGAGCUUUAGCCGGAACCUUUCCCGGAAUGUUAGGAGAAGCAGAAGGGAAGAGUGUUAUUGCAAGAGCAGUUUAUCUGUUUCAUAUUGGAGUCAACGAUUAUCAAUAUCCAUUCUCUACAAACUCUUCCGUUUUCCAAUCCAAUCCUGGAGAGAUAUACGUCGAUUUUGUUGUCGGUAACACGACGGCCGUGAUCAAGGAAGUUUAUAAAAUUGGAGGAAGGAAGUUUGGGUUCUUGAACAUGGGAGCGUAUGAUUGUGCACCAGCCUCAUUGAUUAUAGACCAAACAAAAAUAGGAUCUUGUUUUAAGCCGGUCACCGAGCUGAUCAAUCUGCACAACGAGAAGCUUCGGGAUGGUUUGAGGCGGCUAGAGCGUGAACUACCGGGAUUCAAAUACGCUCUUCAUGACUAUCACACUUCCUUAUCCGAACGAAUGAAAAAUCCUUCGAAAUACGGGUUUAAGGAGGGGAAGCAGGCAUGCUGUGGAACCGGACCAUUGAGGGGAAUCAAUACAUGUGGAGGCCGAAUGGGAGUAUCUCAAAGUUACGAGUUAUGCGAAAACGUUACAGAUUACUUGUUCUUUGAUCCUUUUCAUUUGACUGAGAAAGUUCAUCAACAAAUUGCAGAGCUGAUUUGGAGCGGAUCGACCAACGUCACCGAACCUUAUAAUCUCAAAGCGCUAUUUGAACUUCAUUAUCAUUAAGCUCAAUCACCCGUUGCAUCUUGCUUUUCAUGUUUUUAUUGCGUGUGUGUUUUAUUUGUCAUAAUGAUUGAUUAAUCUUUGCUAUAAUAAUAAUAAGAAUCGAAU
This is a messenger RNA of Arabidopsis arenosa, 1252 nucleotides long. The record is from the annotation of a GenBank genome assembly. Lineage: Eukaryota; Viridiplantae; Streptophyta; Magnoliopsida; Brassicales; Brassicaceae.